Molecule: messenger RNA, 4283 nt
Organism: Vollenhovia emeryi
Lineage: Eukaryota; Metazoa; Arthropoda; Insecta; Hymenoptera; Formicidae
Product: unconventional myosin-Vb-like
Biological process (GO): vesicle transport along actin filament; actin filament organization
Cellular component (GO): vesicle; cytoplasm; myosin complex
Molecular function (GO): ATP binding; microfilament motor activity; actin filament binding
Source: RefSeq, a predicted model, not a curated record
ACAGGAGAGUACGUUAUUGUUAAUACGUGUAGAGAGAGAAAGAGAGAGAGCCGUGACGAGUUGAGCCACGGUUGUACGGCAUCUAACUCAAUGGUCUCUUCCUUUUAACGCGUCAGCAAAUGGAGAAUCAUGACCAGUCGAUUAUCGUUUCCCCCGGCGAAUCGAGGGCCGGCAAAACGGUCUCCGCAAAGUACACCAUGCGGUAUUUCGCGACCGUCGGCGGAUCGGCAACGGAGACGCAGAUCGAGAAGAAGGUUCUCGCCUCGUCGCCUAUCAUGGAGGCGAUCGGUAAUGCGAAGACUACCAGGAACGACAACUCCUCUAGAUUCGGAAAGUUUAUCGAGAUCCAGUUCAACAAGAACUAUCACAUCACCGGCGCGAGCAUGAGGACCUACCUGCUAGAGAUCGUGGUGUUCCAAGCGAACGAGGAGCGAAACUAUCAUAUCUUCUAUCAGAUGUGCUCGGCGGCGAAGCGUCUUCCACAGCUGCACCUGUCUGACCAGGAUCAGUUCCACUAUCUUAAUCAGGGCAACAACCCCAGGAUCGUCCACGGCGUGGACGAUCUCGUGUACUUCGAUGAGACGAUAAGUGCACUGACGAUGCUCGGCUUUACGUCCAAACAGCAGGACGACAUGCUGCGCAUACUGGCGGCCAUUCUACAUCUGGGUAACGUAGAUAUAAGCAGUUGCGUGAUCAAGAACGCGAAGGACGGCGAAGUGGACACCGAGUCCAGCCACAUUUCACCGUCGGACCGGCACCUACUUGUUCUCUCCGAGCUGCUGGGCGUCGAAGUGAGCGCGUUGCGCAAGUGGCUGUGCCAUCGGAAGAUCGUUUCGACACGAGAGGUCUUUCUGAAGUCUAUGACCGUGGAGCAGGCGAUCGGCGCGCGGGACGCCCUGGCCAAGCACAUCUAUGCCGAGCUCUUCAACUGGAUCGUGACUAACAUCAACAGCUCCCUGCAGUCACCCUAUCAGGCGCACUGUUUCAUCGGCGUACUGGACAUUUACGGCUUCGAAACGUUUGAGAUAAACUCGUUCGAACAGUUCUGCAUCAACUAUGCGAACGAGAAGCUCCAGCCGCAGUUCAAUCAGCACGUCUUCAAGCUGGAGCAGGAGGAAUAUUUGAAAGAGGACAUCGAAUGGACCUUCAUUGACUUUUACGACAAUCAGCCGUGCAUCGAUCUGAUUGAGACCAAACUUGGCAGUCUGGAUCUCCUCGACGAGGAGUACCGCAUGCCGAAGGGUUCGGAUGCCUCCUGGGCAGAGAAGUUGUACACCAAGUGCAUCAAGUCUAAGCACUUUGAGAAACCGCGAUUCGGCACUUCGGCCUUUCUUAUCCAUCACUUCGCCGAUCUCGUGCAAUACGAAACCGUGGGCUUCCUGGAGAAGAAUCGCGAUACCGUAAUCGAAGAACAAGUGGACGUGCUAAGGAGCGGCAAAAACAAACUGCUCAGGAGGCUGUUCUCUGAAGAGGACCCCAAGCUGACAGUGCCGCAUACAAGAGUGAAAGUGUCCGCUCAGAAGAUCGUGCCGACGAGCGCAGCGAACAAGCAGAAUAAAAAGAUGGUCGGCUCGCAGUUCCGUGAUUCCCUCAAUAUGCUGAUGGCCACGCUGAACGCUACGACUCUGGGUCUUCAGAGAUACGGCAGGGGUUACAUCGCACGGAAAAAGGCAGAGGCAAUGAGGAGGGAGAGAGCGGCAGUGAAGAUCCAGGCGCGUGUCAAGGGCUGGCUGCAGAGGCGAUGGUACUUGCAGGUGAAACGGACGAUUCUUGGUCUGCAGACGCGCGGCAAGGGCAACAUGGCUCGCGCCAGUACACUCUCGUUGUUGGUCGGCCGCCGGAAAGACGAGUUUGCGAAAGGCAGCCAACUCAUGAAGAACGUUCAAAACGAGAUGAUAGAUUUGAUGUGCGAGCUAGAAAGCCUGAAAUCCGCUGUCGACGCUGAGAAUAAGAAAUUAAACUGAGUGGUGCAAGACAAAGAGAGGGAGUUGAAAAAGAUGGAGGAAACUCUACAGCGGGAGAAGGACGAGAAGAUGGAUAUAUUGCACGAUAAAGAAAGAAGUGCUCUGCAGAAGGACGCGGAGAAUAGGAAGCUGCAGGAGGAGAUUGAAAGAUUACGGAAAGAACUCUCGAUAGCAACCGAGAAAUUGAAGAGCAACCAGCGCGGUGCUGAGGAGAAUCUAAAGUAUCGACUCGAGCAGGAGAAAGAUCUGUUCCUGCUGGAGCAGGACCAGGACCAGGAUGUCUCUUCUAAUGCUAUCAAAGACGAAUGCGAGGAACGCUUUUCUUAUGUAAAUGCCGUACCCAACGCGGUGGAAUACGCGAAUGGCUGCGUCGCUCUUUCCGGGACUCAUGGAGACGGAAGUAACAUGCCUAUCAUUCGCAAAAAGGAGAGGGAUUACGAAGAAAUGUUCGAAUUCAGGAAGGAGGAUAUCAACGUCAUCAUACGCCACAUGGUCAUCGAGCUGAAGCCCCAAAUAGCGGUGACGCUAUUACCAGGCUUACCGGCCUACAUUCUCUUCAUGUGCACCAGACAUGCCGAUUGCAUCAACGAUGACGAGAAGGCACAGUCGCUGUUGAUCGAGUACCUGAAUGCCGUUGAACACGUGCUGAAGAAACGCGACGACUUCGACUCCAGAGUGCUUUGGCUCAGCAACACCCUGCGUUUGUUGCACAACAUGAAACAAUACUCCGGCGACAAGAUCGAGAACACGCCCAGGCAGAACGAGCAGCGCUUGAGGAACUUCGACCUGAGCGAAUUUCAUAUUGUACUGAGUAACACGGCUCUCUGGAUCUUCAACGAUCUCAUCACGAAUCUCAAGGAGAGGAUUCGAGCCCUCACAGUACCAGCCUUGCUGGAGCACGAGGCGAUAUCCGGUCCGACCGACAAGGCCGGGCGACCCAGGUCGUCGUUUAUGGGCGGCGAGCCGGAUUCCACGCAGCAGAAGCUGCGCAAGGUGUUCAGUGCGCUUCUGGGCGAGCUGACAUCGGUGCACACGACGCUACAGUAUCAUGGCGUGGAUCACGAGGUUGUGGUGCACCUGUUUAAGCAAUUGUUUUACUUCAUAUGCGCCAGCGCACUGAACAACCUACUGCUGAGGAGCGAACUCUGCCGAUGGAGCAAGGGUAUACAGAUAAGGUAUAACAUUACCCAUUUGGAGCAGUGGGGCAGGCACCGACGGCUAGAAACCGCGUUAGAAGCGCUGCAGCCCAUCAUACAGGCGUUGCAGCUUCUGGAAGCACGGAAAACGGACGAGGACGUUAAUUAUGUCUGCAAGAUGAGUUAUAAACUGACGGCCAAUCAAAUAGUGAAAAUUCUAAAUCUGUACACGCCCGUCUACGAUUACGAGAGUCGAAUUCCGGUUUCGUUUAUCAAGAAAGUACAAGACAAGCUGAAGGAGCGCGGCGAGAACAACGAACAACUGCUAAUGGCUCUAGAGUAUUCCUAUCCCGUAAGAUUCUCAUUCAAUCCGUCAGAUAUUCGACUUGAAGAUAUCAAGGUACCGGAGGUGCUUCAAUUACCCAUGCUCAAGAAGGUGUAACGCAGACCAGGCACGAUCCUGGUCAAGAUCCCCGCUCCACUGUACUGUACUGUGUGUCUUUAGUUGAGAACGUUGUACGCGAAUAACCGAAACACGCUUAGUCCAUUUGUUCGUACAGGAAGUUUGUGAUACCGGUAAUCCGGCUACGUUUAGACGUAGACGUAUCGAGAGCGGCCCAUCGAUAUCACGUUUUAUAUAUUUCUUUUUUACUCGGGUAAUUUGUAGAUUUUACGAUAUGUCGUAUUCCUAAUCGCUAAUUCGAAGUCAAUUUCCGUUGCGUAGGUAGACGAUUAGGUCUCGGUAAGCGAGAGAAAGAGCGAUAUUUUCGAUUAUUGUUACUGUAUAGCGUUGUACGUCGAGUUGUGAAGGAGGCACGAGUACGAAGCUCCUACAAGGAUUUUUUUAAUUUAUAACUCUUUUAUUACUACAUAUUAUUUAUGUUAAAGAUGAUUAAUAGUCUCAGAGACACAGAUCUCGUGUGAAUCCGUUCUUCCUUCAAGUGCGUUAAUGAAAAUUACAUUAUUGUAUAUUAUUGACACAGUUGUCAGUCUUUCCAAUUCUAACGUAGACAGCAAAAACACUUCUAAUAAAUUUAGCUUGUAAAAUUUGUAUUAAAUCAUAUUGUAUUUUUUCAAGCUUCAAAUUUUUUAAUUUCAAAUUUUGAAUUUCUUACAGUUCAUUAUUUCUAAGAUUAAUAAACUGGAUCGAGAAUAAGGAGUAAAAAAUAUGACUUUAGUUGCU